AUGACUGCCUCUGUUCUAGGCGCUCCUCAUCCGCCACCGCCGCCGCCACCUAAUUCUGGGAUUUUCAAUAAUAUUACCGUAUUCGCACCUCCAGAAUCAUGGUCAUCCCACAGCACUUCCUAUGCCCGGAGUCUUCUUCUAGACCAGAAUUGUGAGACCGAAAACGUACUACUGGCCUCUUGGACGUUCAGUCCACCAGAUGGACCAUAUCUCCCUAUUGCCAAAUCAACCGACCUCGGCCACUCUUGGAAUGAGAUUUCUCGGGUAUAUUUCACAAAUCGAAAUUACACGGGUGGAAUUAUCUUACAACCCUUCUUGUUUGAGCUUCCCCAGAAGGUCGGACAAUAUCCGGCAGGCACAAUACUUGCGACGGGUAAUGCGAUUCCAGCAGACUUUUCGUCUACAAAUAUUGAGAUUUAUGCUAGCAAGGAUCAUGGCCUAACCUGGGAGUUUGUAUCCGUUGUAGCAACGGGUGGAGCGCCGAACACCGACAAUGGAGCAACGCCCGUAUGGGAACCUUUCAUUGGCAUCUACAAUAACCAAAUACUGGUCUACUAUUCAGACCAACGUGACCCUCUGCACGGACAGAAACUCUCGCUACAGACCAGCUAUGAUCUCUCACAUUGGGGCACAGUCAUCAACGCCGUGGCAUACGGGAACUACACCCAAAGACCUGGAAUGGCUACCGUUGCGCAAAUCGGAAAUGGGAAGUGGAUGAUUUCUCAUGAGGUCGGCUUGGCUCCCCAGGGAGAUAUCGCCCCCUAUGCGGUUCAUUACUCAAUCGCCGAUAGUCCAUUAGAAUUCGAUUCAGCCCCUUCUCAUCUUCUCCAAGCUCGAAACACGGGUACAAUCUCUUCCGCAGGUCCAUACACGGUGUGGACUCCCGCCGGAGGACCGUCUGGUACAAUCGUUGUCAGUGAUUCGACUUAUUCACAGGUCUUCAUCAACAAGAACGAUGGUGAUCCGAACAUGUGGGAAGAAAUUGAAACUGGGCUUGGUGUCUCUUAUACAAGGGGCUUGAGGGUGAUGCCUGAUGAAAGUGUCAUUCUCUUUUUGAAUGGGGGAUAUUAUGGAUUGCCCGCUGCUACAGUCACUGCGGGAGAGUGGAAGGUCCCUGGACCUUCGUCUUCGAGAGACACAAUUUCCAACUGCAAAAAUCCUCAMAAGCCGUAA
Molecule: messenger RNA, 1173 nt
Organism: Talaromyces amestolkiae
Lineage: Eukaryota; Fungi; Ascomycota; Eurotiomycetes; Eurotiales; Trichocomaceae
Exons: 2
Coding region: 1-1173 (390 amino acids)
Source: RefSeq, a predicted model, not a curated record